UUAGUCUUUUGAACGACAUGUGAGCCUAAACGAGAAACUCAAGAAAUGAGAGACAUGAAAACAUGAAACGCUUUUAACGCUUUUUAUAUGAUUUUAAAACAUGUAAACAGUUGAGUCUGUGUGGUCUUGACUAAAGGGGAGGAUGGAACAUUUCAGGGAACCUGUAAAAACAGACUGCGAGGAACUACUGGCUCGUUUUCAGGCGACCGAGUCAGUUCGGUACGAGCAGUUUCUAGAGAUCUGGAGAGACAUGAACUUCAGUAGCAUCUUCUAUGGUAAACCAGAACCAUCUGAGAGAAGGCGCUUUGCUCGUCUGAUCCUGUCUGUGGUGUCUCCAUACUUCUUUCCUCCCUACACUUUCCAGAUUAGAGUGGGGGGGCUUUAUCUGCUGCACGGGCUCUUCAACUCACAACUCGUCACUCCCAGAGAGAAGAUCCGCAUUUCUCUGAAGGACUGGGAGGAUGUCAUGCAGUUUCAGAGGGAUGCAGUGAAUGCUCAACAUUAUGAUGUGGUUUAUAUCUUCAGAAAGCUCCUGUCAGAUAAAGCUUUCUACUUCACGGCCAUGCCAAUACCACUCUUUUAUAGGGAAAAGAAGGAAGAUGGAAGGAAGAUGAAAAUCUGUGAAGAGUUUGUUGAUCCGUCAUCACGUCCUCAGGAACUCGUCACCACAGAUGUGCUAGAGGAAAUUGCAAAUAUCCACGAGCAUUAUGAGGGUCUAAAGAAAGCUAUUUUCGCUGAGCCAGACCCAAACCUGGAUCUUAUCCAAAAAAACCUGGUUCCCAAACUAAACGGUGCCAUCCUCACCUAUUCCAGUUGGCAGUGGAACCGUACGGAAUCUGAACAGCAGGAUGGUGGAGAGGGACCUUCAAAUCAAGAAAGCUCCCGAAGAGCCCAACUGUUAGCGUCGAUCAAAUCCAGAUCAUAUGGACAAGUUCUGGAGGCCUCCAAGUCUCGACGUCACAGACAGACACAGUUGGUCCCAGCAUCUGGAGCAGAGUUUUCACAAAAGGUCACCCCAAAAAAGAAGCGAAAACCGUCACUUAAAACGCGCACUCAAUACCGCUUCAACACUCAGGGAAAUGAGAGUGAGGGGUUGAAUGUGACCCGGGUGUGGUGUAUGAGUGCAGUGAAAGAAGAGAAGGCACCAGAAAAAAGGAAGAAAAAAUUCAACUGGAACCCUGAGAAGAGCAGCAAUCUCACUUAGCAUUAAGCACCACCGUCUGGACGGACUGUGAUUGGCGGGCCGCCCAGUGUUAAAAGCUAUUGUGAUUUUUUUUUUUUUUUGCCUCAAGAUCCAGUUUCAUUUGAUUUGUUUCAUGUAAUUUUAAACUUUGCUGUUCUUGGGUUAAAAGUUCACAUUUUACAUGUUUUUUUAAGGCUGCUCUUUAUAUGAUUUUAUUUUGUAUUUUAAUAUUUGGCCUCAGAAUACAUUUCAUGUUUGUGAAAAAAACUGACAUUUUUAUAUGAAUAAUUAUUGUUUUUAAAUUGACAUGUUCAUGAGUAGCUAGUUACAAUGUUUAGUUUUUUUGUGAAGUAUAUUUUGUUGUUUUAUAUGAUGUUAACGAUUUUUUGAUAAUUCAAAAUCUGUUUGGCUCGCUCUGUUUUUCCGUUUGUCUUUAAUUCAGUCCAAUUUCUGUUGUAUUUGUGCCAGAUAAUACAUCUUUUAUAUGCA
Messenger RNA from Ctenopharyngodon idella (grass carp), 1672 nucleotides. RefSeq names its product small nuclear RNA activating complex, polypeptide 1b (gene snapc1b). The transcript is spliced from 10 exons. The record is from RefSeq and is a predicted model, not a curated record. NCBI's taxonomy places the organism in Eukaryota, Metazoa, Chordata, Actinopteri, Cypriniformes, Xenocyprididae. Gene Ontology annotation, cellular component: snRNA-activating protein complex. Gene Ontology annotation, biological process: snRNA transcription by RNA polymerase III; snRNA transcription by RNA polymerase II. Gene Ontology annotation, molecular function: sequence-specific DNA binding. Bases 143 to 1204 code for a protein of 353 amino acids.